Molecule: messenger RNA, 4326 nt
Organism: Aspergillus homomorphus CBS 101889
Lineage: Eukaryota; Fungi; Ascomycota; Eurotiomycetes; Eurotiales; Aspergillaceae
Product: PE repeat family protein
Exons: 4
Coding region: 1-4326 (1441 amino acids)
Source: RefSeq, a predicted model, not a curated record
AUGGGUAACAAGAAGAACAACAACCGCAAGAAGAAGAACAAUAUUGACAAGAACCGACUGCCGGUGAACGACAAUCCAAAUUCCAACGAGCAAGCUCCCCUAGCUGAACCCGCCCCGGAGACGGUGGCCGAAUUUGAAUACCAUCAGACCCUCGAGCGUCAAUACCAGACCUUCGACCGUCAGACCAUGCAAUUCCGUUAUUAUUCUGUUGCUGCUGCCUCAUCCGAUGAUGGUCUGACGCCGGCUAAGGACCAGGAGAACAACAACCCCAUCGAACCAGAGAAUGGCCAACCCCCCGACAGUGCUCCCCAAGAAGAAGAAUCUGAUAGCUCCGCUACUGAUGGCUCAUCAGCACCCGAGUCUGGAGAAACAUCUGAGACAAGCACACCACCUUCCGAGCCUGCAGAGCCCGCCGCUGCUGCCGACGACACCGAUGCAGCACCCAAGGAGGAAAGCAACACACCUGCUCCGGAGUCAGAUGCCCCUGCAACGGAAGCCAGCGACAGCACGCCAGCAGGUGAUGACGCCGCUCCCGCCGAGGACGCAGCCAAAGAUGUAGAGCCGGAACCCACUGCAGAGCCCGCCGCCCCAGACGCAGCCGACAGACCACCCCCAGCAGCAGCACCAGAGGAGACUACCGAGGCUCCUCCCACUACUGAAGACAACUUCCCCGACUGCGAUCCCUCCGCCGAAGAAGACAAAGUCGAGUCCGAAAAGCAGGCAGCUGAUGAUGCUACAGCGGAACAAGAGACACCAGCAGCCGGUACAGAACACCACCUCAUUGAUCUGAACAUUGACAUUGUUGACUUCGAUGCGACGACUGACCCCUAUAUAGACGGCCCAUCGACAGAAGAGGUUCCAUCCGAUCCGAAUGCUGAUAGUCCCAGUGGAGGAGAUGCAGGUGCAAACGACAACGGCGACGCAACUAAUGACCCCCCAGCUGCAGAAGCCAAACCGGAGGAGGAAUCGAAGGAAGGUGAGGCCCAGCCUGGUGCUGCUGCAGAGGCGGAGGCACCGGCUGCCCCUGCUACGGAGGAAGCAGAGGGAGACGCGCCUGCGGCGGACAACGCUGGAGCCUCAGCCCCCGAGGCUGAUGCAGUAGAGGCUGUGGAGGAGGCAAAGACCGAGCCUGUCAACGAGGAAGCUCCCCAAGCUGCUGAACAGGCUGGAGAUAAUGCGCCAGCAGAGGCGAAGGAGGAGGUAGCAGCAGACCCGGCGGAUACCCAACCUGAGACGGAGGCUGCAAAGGCAGAAGAAUCCGCACUGGCUGAGGCGGCCGAAGAAAAGAGUGAUGACGUUUCAGCAGAGACUGAACCACCUGCAGCAACCGAAGAAGCGGCGCCGGAGGCAGACUCAAGCACCCCAGCUUCCGAUGAUGCGCCCAAAGAAGCUCCUGCCGAGGAAGCUGCCAAAGAAGAGACUCCAGCAGAAGAAAAGCCCGAUGAACCUGCCGCAGAAUCUCCGGCCGAUGAGCCUACUACCGAAGCACCGAAGGAGCUUCAAGACGAAGCACCAGCCACACCCGUUGGAGCACCCGAAGCGACGGACGCAGCAGCAGAGGAGAAACCGAGUCAAGAAACAGCAGUUGAAGAGUCCGCAGACGAUAAGCCAACUGAGCAAGCACCCGCUGAAGCGGAGACGGCGCCCGAGGCUGCCCCUGCGGAGGCUCCUCAAGAGGAGCCUACUACAGAUGAGCCUACGGCAGCAGAAGAGCCGGCUGCCGAAGAACCAGCGCCCGCAGAAGAUAAAGCUGUUGUAGAAGAGCCUGCCACUGCUGAAGAGCCUGCGGCCGAACAACCUGCUCCGGAAGAGGCAGCAGCAGAAGAUCCUGCUCCUGCAGAAACUGCUACUGAGCCUGCUGCUACUGAGCCUGCUGCUGCGGAAGAAUCUCCUGCCACGGAAGAACCUGCUACCGAGACUGCUGCUGAGGAACCGGCUUCGAAAGAGCCUGUUGUUGAGGAAGCUACCUCUAAAGAGCUCGUUGCUGUCGAAGAGCCUCCUGCCGAAGAGUCUCCUGCUGCCGAAGAGUCUCCUGCUGCCGAAGAGUCCCCUGCUGCCGAAGAGUCCCCUGCUGCUGAAGUGCCUCCUGCUGAAGAACCUGCCGCUGAGGAAACCACUUCUAAAGAGCUCGUGCUUGUCGAAGAGCCUCCUGCUGAAGAACCUGCUGCUGCUGAGCCUCCUGCUGAGGAACCCGCUUCAGAAGAGCCUGCCGCUGAGGAGGCUGCCUCCAAAGAACUUGCUGUUAUUGAAGAGCCGGCUGCCGAAGAACCGACCGCCACUGAAGAACCGUCGGCUGCUGAGGAGCCGGCUGCUGCCGAGGAACCGGCUGCUGUUGAAGAACCGGCUGCUGUUGAAGAACCGGCUGCUGUUGAAGAACCGGCUGCUGUUGAAGAACCGGCUGCUGUUGAAGAACCGGCUGCUGUUGAAGAACCGGCUGCUGUUGAAGAACCGGCUGCUGUUGAAGAACCGGCUGCUGUUGAAGAACCGGCUGCUGUUGAGGAUGCACCUGCGGGUGAGCCUAUCCCCGUCGAGGAAGCUGUUGUCGAAGGUGUCGUUGAAGAAGCCGACCUCGAAGAAGCUCUUGUUGAAGAGGCUAUUGUCGAGGAAGUAAUUGUCGAGGAGUCGACGCCUGAAGAGGCAGCCGUCAAAGAGCCUGCAGCAGAAGCACCUGCAGAAGAAGCCGCUACUGAGGAACCUGCGCCUACUGAAGAGCCCACCGCGGAGAGGUCUCUUCCCGCUGACGAACCCGCUGCUCCCCUGGAGGAGCCUGCCGAAGAGGCCACACCGGUCGAAGAGCGUGUCAUUGUAGAGAUUAGCCCUGCGGAAAGUGCGCCUGAGGAGCCGGCGCCUGUUGAAGAUUUGUCGCCUGCUGAAGAGCCGGCUACUGGAGAGGCUGUCCCUGUCGAGAAACCAGCUCCAGUUGUGGAGGCUGCACCCGCGGAAGACCCUACGCCUGCUGAAGAGGCUGCCUUUAUCGAAGAACGUGCUCCUGUGGAACCCAACCUCGUUGAACGCUCUCCCUCUGAGCCUGAGUUUGUAGAGCGUUCUCCAGCCGAAGCACCUACCCCUCUUGAAGAGCCUACUCCGGAUGAAACAAGCGCCGACAAGGGGAUUCCCGAAGAGGCUCUAGCGACAGAUCCUUCGGAUGACCUCGAGUCUGGCGAACAUGACGAUGAUGCCUUAGCUGCAGCUGGUGUCGGCGCGGCUGCCGCAGCAGCAGGGGCAGGGUUGGCAGCAGCAGCAGCCCACAGACGGAAGAAGAGGAGGUCCCCUGAAGUAGAACGGGACCGAGAUCGUUCCAAGAGCUCUUCUGAAGGACAUCGAUCACUUCAGCGGCAGAACAGUCAACGCAGUGGUGGCCUUACUGGUCGAUGGGCGGAAGCUAUGAAGGAGGCCAAGAGACAGCAUGAAGAGAAGACCAAACAGAAAGCACUCUUGGCCGAAAAGGCUGAGAAGGCUGAAAAAGAGCGCCGUUCCCAUGAACGCGAGCGUUCAAGACGCGCCGAACGCGAACGGCCUGAGCGGCAUGAAAGAUUUGAACGGACCGAACGGCAUGAACGAUCUGUACGCACCGAGCGUCCCGAACGGUCAGAACGAGCCGAGAGGGCUGAGCGAGCCGAGCGCGCUGAAAGGGCCGAACGAGAACGAGCUGAGAGGGAGAGGGUCGACAAGGCGGCACGAGCAGAGCGCCAGGAGCAAGCCGAACGAUCCCUGAGAGCCGAGCGAGUCGAACGUCACGAACGGUCUGAACGGUCGGACAGAUCGGACCGCCGUAUGAGCGAGCAAGACGGCAGCUCGAGUAGACCGCGACAUCAUCGCAGCUCCGCACACUCUGGUAGCUAUGAGGGCGAGCGGAAGAGCGGUUCCUCGUCCCAUGUCAUCCAGGAAUCCACCACGACAAAGCCUCGCUUCUUCCUGAAAUACAUGGCCGAUGGCACCUCGGACAACAGACCCCCACUGACGGUCAACGCCGCCAAAGCGGCAGACAACGUCUGGGACCGCUCUAGGCGCCCUUCAACCACCCACUCUCACAGCCACCGUUCCUCGCAGGAAGGCAAGAGCACCAGCGAGCGCUCCACCGAAUCCCGCCGUGACGAAGAGGAGGAUCGCGCUCGCCGCCGCGCUGCCCGCAAGCUGGCCGAGCAGGCCGACGAAGCCAAAGCGAGGGAAGGAGAUCUCGAGCGCCGCCAUCGCCAUAGCGGCGAGCAGCGCGACAGCACCGACCCUCGCCAUCGCCAUCACAGACAUCGUCGCGAUCCCACUCCUCCCCCGAGCGGAGCUUCCAAAAUGAAAGGCCUCUUCAAGGCGGCAAUUGCUGCACACUGA